AUGAAGCUACAGAGGAAGGUAUUUAUGAGCAGACAUUUCUUAUAUAACUGCAGCCAACCAAUCCUGGAUGUGAAGAUAGCCUUUUGUCAGGGUUUUGGAAAACAAGUGGAUGUGUCAUAUAUUGCCAAACAUUACAACAUGAGCAAAAGCAAAGUGGACAACCAGUUCUACAGUGUGGAAGUGGGAGACUCUACCUUCUCAGUUUUAAAACGUUUCCAGAAUUUAAAGCCCAUUGGCUCUGGAGCUCAGGGAAUUGUCUGUGCGGGCUAUGAUGCUGUCCUGGACAGAAAUGUAGCCAUCAAGAAGCUGAGCAGACCCUUCCAGAACCAGACCCAUGCCAAGAGGGCAUACCGGGAGUUGGUGCUCAUGAAAUGUGUCAAUCACAAAAAUAUUAUCAGUUUAUUAAAUGUCUUCACACCACAGAAAUCAUUAGAGGAAUUCCAGGAUGUGUACCUAGUGAUGGAGCUGAUGGAUGCCAACUUGUGCCAGGUGAUUCAGAUGGAGCUUGACCAUGAGAGAAUGUCCUACCUGCUCUACCAGAUGCUGUGUGGUAUCAAACAUCUGCACUCAGCUGGCAUCAUUCACAGGGACCUCAAACCAAGCAAUAUAGUGGUGAAAUCAGACUGCACCCUGAAGAUCCUGGACUUUGGUCUGGCCAGGACUGCAGGCACAAGCUUCAUGAUGACCCCCUAUGUGGUGACUAGAUACUACAGAGCCCCAGAGGUUAUCCUGGGCAUGGGAUACAAAGAGAAUGUGGAUAUAUGGUCGGUGGGGUGCAUUAUGGGAGAAAUGGUGCGCCACAAAAUCCUUUUCCCUGGUCGGGACUACAUCGACCAGUGGAACAAGGUGAUUGAGCAGCUUGGCACACCAUCGCCAGAGUUCAUGAAGAAGCUUCAGCCCACGGUGAGGAACUACGUCGAGAACCGGCCAAAGUAUGCGGGUCUCACCUUUCCCAAGCUCUUCCCUGACUGCCUUUUUCCUGCUGACUCUGAGCACAACAAACUCAAAGCAAGCCAGGCCAGAGACCUGCUGUCUAAGAUGUUGAUCAUCGACCCUGCUAAGCGGAUAUCGGUGGACGAGGCCUUACAGCACCCCUACAUCAACGUGUGGUAUGAUCCAGCUGAGGUGGAGGCGGCCAGAGAUCUCAUCCAAAUAUCCAUGCCUCCACCUCAGAUCUAUGACAAGCAGCUGGAUGAAAGAGAACACUCCAUUGAUGAAUGGAAAGAACUAAUCUACAAAGAGGUGAUGAACUUUGAGGAGAGAACGAAGAAUGGCGUUGUGAAGGGACAACCUUCACCUUCAGGUGCAGCCGUGAACAGCAGCGAGAGCCUCCCUCCCUCCUCCUCUAUCAACGACAUCUCCUCCAUGUCCACCGACCAGACCCUGGCCUCAGACACUGACAGCAGCCUGGAGACCUCUGCAGGACCCCUGGGGUGUUGCAGGUGA
Molecule: messenger RNA, 1446 nt
Organism: Toxotes jaculatrix (banded archerfish)
Lineage: Eukaryota; Metazoa; Chordata; Actinopteri; Toxotidae
Gene: mapk10
Product: mitogen-activated protein kinase 10
Exons: 14
Coding region: 1-1446 (481 amino acids)
Biological process (GO): protein phosphorylation; JNK cascade
Cellular component (GO): cytoplasm; nucleus
Molecular function (GO): JUN kinase activity; ATP binding
Source: RefSeq, a predicted model, not a curated record